This is a messenger RNA of Coffea eugenioides, 405 nucleotides long. RefSeq lists its product as uncharacterized. Lineage: Eukaryota; Viridiplantae; Streptophyta; Magnoliopsida; Gentianales; Rubiaceae. The transcript has a single exon. The record is from RefSeq and is a predicted model, not a curated record. Bases 1 to 405 code for a protein of 134 amino acids.
AUGGGCUACUUUACAGUCCGGAGGAAAUGGAUAUGGAGUUGCCUCUCCUCAGUUACAUACUCCUUCAAUAUUAAUGGAGUACCAAAAGAGUUUGUAAUCCCAAAAAGAGGAAUAAGACAAGGUGAUCCACUGUCACCUUAUCUUUUCCUUUUAUGUUCAGAAGGUUUCUCCAACUUAUUGAAGCAGGCUGAAGGAGAAAAAAGGAUCUUAGGGAUGAAGAUAAGUAGGAAUGGACCAAGCAUGACUCAUUUAUUUUUUGCUGACGAUUCAUUGAUCUUCUGUAAAGCUAACAGAGAGGAAGCCAGUGAACUCUUUCAAAUCUUGAGGAACUAUGAGAAGGGGUUAGGUCAAUCUAUAAAUCUGGAAAAGUCCUCAGUGUUCUUCAGUAGCAAUGUGAGUCAUUAG